AUGGGCCGUCAGGAGGGCGACUACGUGUGGAAGAAGAACACCGAGAACAUCCAGGACGUGUUUGACAUCAUGGACGAGUUGGGCAGCAGCGGCUCCCCCGACAUGAUCGAGCAUUGGAUCCAACUCGUCCACGAGAAGAACGCGUUGGUUUCUGAGGAGUCUGACCUCAUGGUGGCGUCUCGACAGCUGGAGCUGGAGGACAAGCAGAGCAUGUUGGAGCUGGAGCUCAGGAAGUUCAUGGAGCUGAAUGACAAGACGCAGGAGCAGGAGGUGGAGGAGGAGCGGGUCCUGCAGCAGAUGAUCGAGGUGGUGGACAUGAGGGACUCGCUGGUCUCCUUCCUGGAGGAGAAGAGGCUGAAGGAGAUGAGCGAGGAGCAGGAGGCCUUCUCCAUCAUGGAGGCCAGACGGCACUCCAAGGCAGGAUCUCAGGUUCACUGGGCAUCAUAAGACUCCUCCCCCCACCCAUACACUGACACACACACACACACACACUCGUGCAGCAUGGACCUGUAUGUACAAGGGAAGCAGAAGCUCUCUAAUCUGCUGACUUGAAACCUUGAGACUCAACUUUUUUGCGAAGCCAAAGAAGCUGCAGAGUCGUUGCAGAAUCCAACCACGAGCGCUUCCACGGCGGCGAGGACUCAAAUCAUCAGGACUCAAAUCAUCAGGACUCAAAUCAUCAGGACUCGAAUCAUCAGGACUCAAAUCAUCAGGACUCAAAUCAUCAGGAUUCACAGGAACACUCCGGCCCCUAGAGGGAGACAUAACCCUGGAGAUCUGAGGAGUCCACACACAUGGCAGAGUCACAGGAUCUUUAGUGUCUUCUGCACCGUUGAACAACCACCACCAGGCGGCAGAUCACCUGACCCGGCCUCGGACCUGGUUCAGGUGUCUCAGACGUGUGACAUCACAUCGGGGGGGAAACCUGCGGCGCCUGAGAGCCUGAUCUGUAGAACACACAGGGUCACUGUGGGUUUAACAGAGAUUGAUGUUUUGAAUAAGUACUGUUGUACACCCAGAUGUAAUAUAAAGUACAUAUCAUACUUCUAUUAUUAUUUGGUAUAUUGAAUAGAAAUACGAUUAGAGUUUAAAGAUAAUAAUAAGAGUUUAAAUAUUAGAAUUAUUGCAGUAAAAUCCAGUUAUUCCUUAUUUUAGUUUCUUAUUUUUGAAGGUUUCUGAAUUGUGUAGCACUUCCUGCUGUUCACCACGUCCUC
Limanda limanda (common dab) is the source of this 1214-nucleotide messenger RNA. Its product is annotated as F-actin-monooxygenase mical1-like. Bases 1 to 447 code for a protein of 148 amino acids. The record is from RefSeq and is a predicted model, not a curated record. Lineage: Eukaryota; Metazoa; Chordata; Actinopteri; Pleuronectiformes; Pleuronectidae. The transcript is spliced from 4 exons.